Messenger RNA from Didymodactylos carnosus, 666 nucleotides. The record is from the annotation of a GenBank genome assembly. Lineage: Eukaryota; Metazoa; Rotifera; Eurotatoria; Philodinida; Philodinidae.
AUGAACAUUCUGUUUUUGUAUUGUACAAAAGUUCCACUUAGAUAUAUAAUUAAUCCUUGUCGUUCAUAUAAAAGUGCUCUAGCAUACGAAAAACUAUUUCCAAAAAGUUCUUCCUUAAACAUUUUAACAGAAGACAAUGUCCAAGUAAAAUCGCCAACGAAAGAAUCUGAUGAACAAUUCAACGGUUUUAUACCAAUAGACAAAAUUGAAAUAAAUCAUCGACAUUCGAGAGGACCAGGCGGACAACACGUGAAUAAAAAUCUAACCGGUGUUGAAGUUCGUUUUCAUUUGGAUACAGCCACUUGGAUUCCAAAUUGGAUAAAACCAAGAAUUAAAGACUUGUAUGGGAAUCGUAUAAAUAAAGAUGGAUAUUUCAUUACAUUUUCGGAUGAAACACGUCAUCAACUAUUAAAUCAAGCACAUUGUUUUGAUAGAAUUCGUGCAAUUAUAAGAGAUUCAAGUAUUCUACCAAAAGGACUUACUAAAGAUGAACAAGCAAUGAUCGAAAAACGGUAUGAAAAAUCGACUCAUGGAAUCUCUGAAAAUGGAGAGAAAAUAAAUAUUUUUGUUUAUCAUUAUAGAAAAAAUAUUGCAUCUGAAGAACGUGUUUUAAGAAAACGUUUUCAUUCACAAAGCAAACACGAUCGAACUCCUGAUUUAUCAUAG